Messenger RNA from Nezara viridula (southern green stink bug), 3961 nucleotides. The record is from the annotation of a GenBank genome assembly. Lineage: Eukaryota; Metazoa; Arthropoda; Insecta; Hemiptera; Pentatomidae.
AUCAUAUGUUUUUAUACCCAAUGUUGUCUUUGAAAUCAAAAUUUAACUUAACUAGUUGCUUACUUGCGUGAUUCGUAUUUUUACAGAAUGGAUGCAUAUAUUUUUGCAUUCCUGAGAAUAUAAUAAAUUAAAUUUAUUAAAAGAUACAUAAAUGUAACUGUAAUAGUUUGUUUAAGAGAUUUUAUUGAUGAAAUGAAAUAUUUUAAAAUUGAAUAGUGGCAAUUUGGAGGGAAACAAUAAGAUCUUUCAAAUCUGUCAAGAUUUUUAAACUAAUGGUAUAAGAGGAGGCUUCUAUAAAUCAGUAACAGGUAUUUUUAUAGUUCAUGUGAUCGAAAUUGCUGUUAAAUUUUAUUUUUAGUUAUUUAGAGUUGUUUUGUUGAAACUGUUUAUUUGUUGAUACAUAUGGCGUUGAGAUAGAACUCAAAGCUUAAAACACAAAUCGAAACGUGAGUUUUACUAUGGCCUUCUCUGUUGCUCUGUAUAAUUACUAAAUAUUCCAUACAUUUUGAAUCAAAAUGGUGAAAAGGAAAGUUCAAGUACUAUUAGAUUCAGACAGUGAUAGUGAUAGCAGCACAUCAGAUUUGGAUAAUGAACUCCUUUCUUUGGCCAAGAAAAAGAGAAAACCAACUCCAAGUACUGGAGAUUCAGAUAGCAAUACUGCAUCUGUAAAGAAAUCGGCUCCUUCAAAACCUGCAUAUACUGAUUCGGACACUUCAUCAGGGUCCGAUGGAGAUUGGGACGCAAAAGGUGCCAAGACCAAGAAGAAAAAGAAAACAAAAACUGCAAAAAAAUCUACUGCCAAAAGUUCCAGCUCUAGCAGUAGUGACAGUGAUAGCGAUAGUGACAGCAGCAAUGCAAAAUCUGAACCUGCUAACAGCCAGGCUAACAAUAAAGAUGGAAGAGGCUCAGAGCCUGAAGAAGGCGAAGUUUCUGAUUCCGGCAGUGGUGGUGGUUCUUCUAGUGAUGGAGAUUCAUCUUCUGAAGAAGAAUUCAAUGAUGGUUACGAUGAAAACCUGAUGGGGGAUGCUGAAGACCAAGCUAGGCUAGCUAAAAUGACUGAAAAGGAAAGGGAACAGGAAAUUUUUAAACGAGUAGAGCAACGAGAAAUCAUGAGAACCAGGUUUGAAAUAGAAAAGAAAUUAAGAUUGGCUAAGAAACAAGAAAUGAAGAAAAAGAAAAAGCAGGGUGGUAGCGGAACUACUAGUGCUGCUGGUAUUGUUGCAGGUGCUAAUUCUAGUGCUGUUUCUGGUAAGAAACCAGAAAAAGAAAAAAUGGAUGUGAAAGAUCGAUCUAAAGAAAGGAAGAAAGCAGUGGAAGAAAAUAGGGGCAAAACAGACAAAAAGGCACAAGCAAUGAAUCUUCUGAAAGCAAGGAGGGAAGAGAGGAAAGAAAGAGAGGAGAAAGAAAAACAGCAGAAGGCGGCUGAAGAAAAGAAACGUGAAGAAGAAGAAGUACCCGGUAAAGAUGGUGAAGACUCAGAUGAGAGUGUUAGUGAAGCAAAAACCAAGUUAAAAGCUAGUGAUAUUUAUAGUGAUGACUCAGGUAGCGACAGUGACGAUGGUAAACCUAGUAAACGUUCCUCAUCACCCAGCAGAAGCUCUUCAGAUUCUGAUUCCGAUGCCAGGUCUGUGGCCAGUUCAAAAGCGAAACAGAAGAAGGUUGAAUACAUUGGGACCAAAGAAGAAUUAAAUAAAAUCAGGUUAUCAAGACACAAAAUGGAAAGGUUUGUUCACCUACCUUUUUUCACAAGAGUUGUGACUGGUUGUUUUGUCAGGAUCGGAAUUGGAAACCAUAAUGGAAAACCUGUAUAUAGGGUAGCUGAAAUUAGUGGAGUGGUGGAAACUGCUAAGAUCUAUCAGCUUGGGAAUACUAGGACCAACAAAGGAUUAAAAUUAAGGCAUGGAAAUCAGGAACGUGUAUUUCGGUUGGAGUUUAUUUCUAACCAGGAGUUUACAGAGCCUGAAUUUUUAAAAUGGAAGGAUACACUAGGUUCAAGUAAUAUUCAGCUCCCAACACUUGACAAUGUGGAGUCGAAAAUGAAGGAUAUCAAAGAAGCUAUGAUAUAUGAAUUCAAAGAAGAAGAUAUUGAGAAGAUUAUCAAUGAAAAAGCAAGAUUCAAAACUAAUCCUUAUAAUUAUGCUAUGAAGAAAACAGAAUUAAUGAAGGAUCGUGAUAUGGCUCAGUCAAAAGGUGAUGAUGAAGAAGUCCGUAGAAUUUCACAGAAACUCGUGGAACUAGAGGAACGAGCGAACGAACUAGAUAAAUUAAGAACAUCUACUAUUUCAAGUAUAUCAUAUAUUAAUAAUAGGAAUAGAAAAAGGAAUGUUGAAGAAGCUGAAAAAGCAAUCAUGGAAGAAGUUAAAGCCAACAAAGGAAAGAAAGCAGAUGACCCAUUCACAAGACGUAGUACCAAACCUCGAAUGACAUUUAGUAAAGAAGAAGAAGACUUACCUCCUCCACCAAUAGUGCCUGAACGUCAUGACAAAAAAUCUCAACGUAAUAGUGAUAAUGAUAAUUCUCAAAAAGAUAAAUCAGGGGUCAAAACAGAUGAUUUAUUUUCUGCUCACGAUUUCGAUAUCAAGAUUGAUCUAGAAGUUCCUUUACAAAAUGCUCCUGUGAGCCUAGCACCCAAAGUAGUGACAAUGAUGAAAGAUACUGGACCUCGUCGAUCUUUGAAUCUUGAAGACUACAAGAAAAAACGAGGACUUAUAUGAACGUGCCUUUUUUUUAUACUAGUGUUUAAAUUACAUUGUAUGUAUGGUGUUCUGAAAAUCACCAUUGUUUUUUAGUUAAAAGUUUUACAGAAAUUGAAAUGCUGUAAAAGAGACUGAAUUCAGCAGUUGAAAAACGUUUUGGUUUUGACUGCAGUGUACAGAUUUUUAAAAAAAGUUAUUUUCAUAGUCAAUGAAAAUUAUUGUAUAGGGUUGAAAUAUAUUUUGUUUUAUUUCUGAAUUAUGUACUAAAUUUAUUUGGAAAGUUAUAAAAUUAAGAACAUGUUAAUAUCGUUGAAUGGCAAUAAUACAAAUGUAUAUUUAUUAUGUCUAUUGGUUAGAUAUCAUUUUAACUAUACCCUAACUUUUAUAGAUCCCAUUUCCUAUUUAAUGUUAAUAUGCAUUAUCCCUCCCUCUCUUCUUAGUUUUUUAAGAAACUCUUUUGUAUCAAUAAUCACUAUUUAUUAUCUUUUUUUUUUUUAGUUUUGUAAAUAUAGAUUACUUAGCCUCUGAGACACUAGAAAAUAAUAUGUCAGACAUAAUUGAGCUGAACAUUUGUAAAUAAAACAUUAUGAUUUAUUGUAUAUAUUAUUUUAGUCAUUUAUAUAUUGUGAUUUAUUUAAAAUUUGGCAGUAUUAUUGAAGUGGCCUGUUUUUAAGUCGCUGAAGUAUACAUAAAACCUAUGUAUAAAUAUAAGGAAGAUGUUUUAAAUACAUUUUUGUUAAAUUUGUGAAUCUGUAAAAAAAAUUUGUUUUCUUCAACCCAUUAAAACUUUUUAUCUUAAUAGUAUGUAUUAGUUUCGGUUUAAUUUAUUAUCCAAUGUUAUAUCCUACUAAUCAUUAUUUUAAUUUAAUUUUUUUUAUCUUGAUUUACUUGGUGAUUUGAACCAGCCUCCGAGAAUCUCUACAAAUUUUGUUUCUUCCAGUCAGAUUAGCACUUUCACAAAAAUACCAGUAGGUAUCAAUACCACAAUGUAUGUAAUAUGCUUGUAAUUGCACAGAUCAGGAAAAAUAAAUCAGAUAAAAUGUACUGCUAUGAGUUAAACAAGAUAGUUAUUGAUUAUAAACCAUAUAAAAAUGUUGGUUCAUAGACAUCAAUUAUCCAGUCAAGGAAUUUAGACUGCCGUUUUGUGACAAAAUACUAGAAGAGACAAAAAACUAAAACAUUUUUUUUCAUACAUAUCUUUGGCAUAUGGAAUUCACCUGUCUCUCAAGUGCCAAGCCCUCUCAGAACAUUCCUCCACUGGUUGG